GUGAGAAAACCGCUUUUAACCCCACCCGGGUACCACACGUCACUUGUUAAUCGGAUGCCGGGUUAGAAAUAAACGAGCACACCCCAGAGCGGUGUUUUGUUUUUGUUUUCGACGGUUUAUGAAGCCUGGAAACACAGGGAUGCACAUGACUAAAAAGACAAGAAACACAAUGAAGCCUCCGUCACAGUCACAGUCAUCGCCAGUAUUUGAAGGCGUGUACCACAAUGCCGGGAUGCUCCAUAUCCUUACCUCUGUGGUGGGAGCCACGUGUGACGUGAGGGUUAAAAACGGGGCUGUGUACGAAGGGAUCUUCAAGACACUCAGUUCCCAGUGUGAGCUUGCGGUGGAUGCGGUCCACAAGAGGGGGGAGGGAGGUCCAGGGGAUGACGGUGGGGGAGGUGGUGAUGGGGGAGGGGGACCCAGGAUUGAGGACAUCACAGACACCAUGAUCUUCAGCCCGUCAGAUCUGGUCACCAUGACCUGCCGCAACGUGGACCUCAGUUUCGCCAUCAGAGAUGCGUUCACAGACUCUGCCAUCAGCAGCGGGCGUGUGAACGGGGAGCAGCGGGAGAAAGUUCUGCUGCGCUGGGACGGAGGAGAUCCCAACGGAGAGGGACUGGACCUGGACACAGACUCUUCCAAUGGCUGGGAUGCUAACGAGAUGUUCAAGUUCAACGAGGAGACGUACGGAAUCAAGUCCACCUACGACUCCAACCUGUCCAUGUACACCGUCCCCCUGGAGCGGGGGUCCUCCGAGUCGUUCCGGCAGCGGGAGGCGCGCGCCGCCCGGCUGGCCAAUGAGAUCGAGGGCAGCGCUCAGUACCGCCGCCGCGUCUCCCUGGAGAACGACGAGGGGAAGAGCGAGGAGGACAAGUUCAGCGCCGUGGCGAGGGAGAGGGAGGGCCGCGCCAGCCCCGGCUUCUCCGCCGUCACCAGGGAGGGCCGCUACAUCCCGCUGCCCCAGAGGGCCCGAGAGAUGGGCGUGUCUCCCAGCAGCCUGAGGGGUGGCGCCCCGGCCCGCCCCGGAGGCCCCGCCUCCUCCAGGCACCCCGCCCCCAACUCCUCCUCCCCGAAGCCGACCACCGAUAGGAGCAGCCCCCUGUCCGUCAGGACCGCUUACUCUCCCCACCAAUCACAGGCCAGCCCCCCCACGGCCGGCAGCCCCCCCUGCUCCAAUCACGCGCCUCCACCUUUCGCUGGCGACGCCCCCCGCGCCUCCCUCAAUGGAGUCGUGUCACGAACAUCUCCUAAAGCCCAGAGGCAGGCGACUAACAGACACCUGCGCAACACCCAGCCUCCAGUCUCUCGCUCACCGAAGCCCGAUGCCCAGCCCCAGGAGUUUCCUGUGGCUGACUCCUCCCACCCAUCGGUCACCAUGCCAACGGCCAAACCGUCUGGCCCCACCCCUCUGUUUCCUGUAGAUGUGAACGAGAUCCUGAACUCUGCAGCCAAUGACCGACCAGACGGGAGCCCCCAGGACCCCAAGACUAACAAAGUCCAGCAGAGGUCCCAGUUGGAAGAGCUGCGGAAGUUUGGCAAGGAGUUCCGGCUGCAGCCAAGCUCCUCCCCCUCAGGUGGCCCCGCCUCCGCCACAGCACCUGCUCAGGCACCAGACUCCGCCCCCAGCCCCCUGGCCCACCCCUCCUCCUCCUCCCCCCAGGUUCUGCAGCAGUCCCCCGGGAUGUCGGCCUCCGCUUCAGGCCUAGCUGCCGGGCACCUGGGCUCCACUCCCGGGGGCCCGCAGGCCCCCGCCGGCGCCCCCGGAGAGGAGGCCCUGCUGGAGGGCAGAGAGGCUGGCGUACCUGCAGUGCAGGUGAAGAGCUCCACGCUGAACCCCAAUGCCAAGGAGUUCCAGCCCGUUAAGAUCAACCCUGCUGCUGUACCCCUGCAGAAGCCGUCACCCACGCCCACCCCGCCUCGCCCCAGCGCCCCCUCCCCCUCCGUGGUAAUGCCCCCCCCCGGCCAGCACCCCGUCUACAGCGGGGGUCCCGGACACUACCUGUCCUACCUGUCCCCCAUCCCACUGCAAGGGCCCGCGGUCCAGGUAACACACGCGCAGGCUCCACAGAUGUACCAGUACACCAUGUCCACCGUCAACCAGAACAAAUACCCCAGGCCUAAAGGUCCCAUGCUGGGCUCCCGUCCCGACCAGCACGGCUCCAUGGGGUCCCCGGUCCUCCACGCCGGCCCCUCCCUGGUGGCCUCCCCCUACCCCCAGUCCUACCUGCAGUACGCCCUGCCCCCCCACUACCCUGGACAGCCCAUGUACUCGGUGCUUCCCGGGGGAGCCAGGAUGCUGACCUCCGGGGCCCCACCCCAGGCCAUGGGCCCCGCCGGCCCCCAGUACCCGGGCCAAGCCGAGGCCUCCCAGGGGCAGCAGCAGGCCAUGUAUGCGCCCCAGUCGUUCUCCGGACCUCUGCAUCACCCCCAGCCCUCCAGCACCCCCACAGGAAGUCAGCCCCCACCUCAGCACGCUGCUCCAAGCCCCGCCCACUCCCAGUCCGGCCAGGGGGCCCCCCAGCCCCACGCCCUCUACCACACGGGGCAGCUGUCGGCGGCCCCGGGACACAGCUCCCCCCAGGCCUCCUUCUCCAUGCAGGGCUACAGCCUCCCGCCGCACCAGAGCCUGCCCCACUCCUUCACCCAGAUCAGCCAGCUGGCCCAGGCCCAUGUGGCGGGGGGGAUGAGCGGACACCACCACCACCCCCAGGGGGGCCACGGACCCCCGCCCGUCAUGCUGCACUACGGGCCGCCCCAGCACGCGGCUAGCCCCGCCCCCCAGCACCCCAACACCCCCCACCAGCAGGCGGCGCACCAACACUUCUACAUGGGACCGCACCCAGCUGUUCAGGUGCAGGGUCACCCCCCCCAGCAGCUGUCUUUCCACCCGGCUGGAAAUUGAGCCCUCCCUCCCAUAACCUCUGACCCCAGAAGGAGUGUCAACACUAUCCCCCCCCCCCACCCCCACCCCCACCCUCCACUCUCCACAUUCCCGCCUCUCCAACUCCUGAAAAAACAAACUCAUUUUAAUCCAUUUUAGUCGUUCUUUUACUAAAGAGAGUAGAAAGUGUCUUCCUCUGGGGUUGAAGAGGAGCUUGUGCGAGGAAGAGGAAGACAAGGACGAAGAGCAGAAACCUCUUCAUAAAAUAAUGACAAAUAAAAAAAUACACUUUUCAAUCUCAA
Messenger RNA from Gadus macrocephalus (Pacific cod), 3183 nucleotides. It is a transcript of the gene atxn2l, whose product is annotated as ataxin 2-like. Gene Ontology annotation, cellular component: cytoplasmic stress granule. Bases 119 to 2902 code for a protein of 927 amino acids. NCBI's taxonomy places the organism in Eukaryota, Metazoa, Chordata, Actinopteri, Gadiformes, Gadidae. The record is from RefSeq and is a predicted model, not a curated record. Gene Ontology annotation, molecular function: RNA binding. The transcript has 23 exons. Gene Ontology annotation, biological process: cytoplasmic stress granule assembly.